GUCACUGAGUCGUACAUAUGUACAGUCGUACAGUAGCCCGGCGUACAUAGCGCGAGUAAAUGAGUAUUUAUCUAAAUAGUAGGCUGCUGCUGCUGAAAUGAAUUUAGACGCUUAAAGUGAUAUGCACAGAAUACAACGAUACUUUCCCUGCACUUAAGCUGUCAUCUCCUUAGUAGUGUUUAUAGCUUUGUAUUAUAUUAAUCGAUUUUAAUAACAUGAAGUUCAACCUGAUGAUAUGAAAACACAAUCAAAAUACCCAUGAAGUGUACUAUACAAUGGUGCCUUUCAGCCAUUCUGUAAUUUAGUUACAACUUCGCAAUUUGGAACUCUUGGGUGAUUGUUGUAUGUAUAGGUACACUGGGUCAUAAUAUUUGGCAGCUAUUAAUGGUGUGACGUUAUAGACAGUGGACUCUGUACGUCUUUGUGCUUCGAAUUUGUGAUAAUACAGACGCCAUUGCUUAUUUGAUUAUCAAUCCAAACAACAACCAUUACCAUGCCUAAAACUGCAAAAAGAACGCCAGCUGUGAAAGCAAAGCGUGUAGUGAUAGCCAUCCCCGAUUUGUACACCAAUUUCUUCGCUAAAAAGGGCGAAGAACGUCUUGAUCUCUUCCGUACUGUCGCUCACGAGUACGCUAUUAAACGUGCCAUGUAUGCUGGAAGCUAUGUACAUGUGACACCCUCGUUUGUAAUCCCGGAUAUGGUCUACGUCGACAAUGAUAAGCGUGCCAAGGCAUUCUUCAAGGUUUCUGAAAACUACGCAUUUGUACACACGCGCAAGGAAUAUAUCGAACCUUGUAACCUCGUAUUCUAUGGACUGGAUUAUACUUCCAAAAUCGGCGAGCCGGAGAAUAGUUUCGAUUUGCUGAUUUCGCAGUAUGCUGGUUUGGUAGGUAGAGCGUGUAAGCCCUAUUUGGCAAGGGGCGGGCUCCUGCUGGCCAAUGAUAGCCAUGGCGACGCUGGUGUUGCAGCGCUGGACAGGGACUACGAAUUAGUGGGUGUUGUCAACCAGAAGUGUGCAGAAAGUAUAGAUGGAGAUGAUGAUGAUACUUCCGUAUCAGAGACAACAGACGAGUGCAAAUCAGUUAGUCAUAGAACAUCGGUUAGUACAGGUGUGAAGGAAAGGAAGUAUGAGAUACUCACGAACAACCUGGAUGAGUACUUUGUGCCCAAAUCUGCGAAGGUGCAAGCGCAGGUGUCGACGGACUACUUGAUUGCACUGGGCAAAGGUGUUCAGUACACGAAGCAGGCACACUUCUAUCUAUUUAAGAAGGUCUGACGGAGUAAGGCUGCUAGGUGGUAUGCAGCAGCCCCAAGGGAUUAGUAUGCACAGGGACGUUGCCAUUACUUCGAUGCAUGCGGUGACAUCAAAGUUAUAACGCGGCUAUGCCGUGAAAAUCUUCGCUAGUUGUGUUACGGCCCGGUAUUUUGUGUGAAUUAAAUUUGUAUUUGAUAGGGGUUAUCAGUGUUGAUACUUUGAUGUCUGUAUGUAUGUAGCCAGUUUGGAUUGUGCGACGACUGUUGAAUGUCUGUCUGGCUUAUAGAAUUUAAACUACUUGGACUUGCACACAUAAAUAUUCAAAGUAACCCUAUAAAGUGCUCGGUUUGAUUAAAAUACCUUAAACACUACUUACACAACACAUAAAUUUUCAAAGUAU
Molecule: messenger RNA, 1655 nt
Organism: Sphaeroforma arctica JP610
Lineage: Eukaryota; Ichthyosporea; Ichthyophonida
Exons: 1
Coding region: 494-1276 (260 amino acids)
Source: RefSeq, a predicted model, not a curated record